GAUGGCGGCAUUGGAAGGAUUUCCUCGCACUCUCGUUCUCUUCCUCUGCCGAGCGGAGUGCCUGAGCAAAGCAGACGCCGUCCGCCUGUGUAGCGAGGCUUUGGCGUGGUCUUCGUCUCUCCCUCCCUGAGCUAACUAUUUCUGUCCUUGUACUUCCUCUCACUCUCUUGAGCGGCGCGUUCCGACUUCUGAGACGGCCCAUUCAUUUACUUGUUUAUUCUACUUAACGUAUUGUGCAUUUAAUUUGGUGGUGGUGGUGGACCCAGAAAUCGAAGCCGGAAGCAGUGGGGCUCUGGAUCAACGGGGGAACGGAGACACUUGAGCAGUGCAGCAAGUGUUGCUUGAGGUGUCGUUGAGAUUUUUUCGGCCAAAGAUUGGUGUUAAAAUUUUCCGAGCGGUCAAUAUUGGCUCUGGCUGUCGAGAGAUUUUAGGUUUUAGAAUCUUGGGUCUUGUAUUCAAGGCGAGGGGUCUCCUAAAAUGCGGUUGGCUUAGCUUCAACCUCCGCUGACCAUGCCGACCGGAGAUGCAACUGUCAAGAGUCCUGUGCGCGUCGCCUGUCCGGAAAAGAUGCAGUCGCCGGGCGGCAAUGACACCUAUCAGGAGCAGUGGCUUCCAGAUGGGAAGGACGCGUUCAUCUUAUGGCUUCGUGCUGAAUUUGCAGCGGCUAAUGCCAUCAUUGACUCCCUGUGCUAUCACUUGAGGUGCAUCGGCGAGCCCGGGGAGUAUGAGGUUGCAUUCGAAUGCAUUCAGCAGCGGCGGUUUCCCUGGACUCCUGUGCUCUAUAUGCAGCCGUACUUUUCCGUGGCUGACAUAAUGCAAGCUCUUCAGCAGGUUGCCAGCGGGAAGCAGACCAGGAAUGCCGAUCCACCCACCACUCCGGGAUCCUUCCCUUAUCCCAAACUGGACAGGGAGAAACGGACUCUGCAGAUUGCUGGAGGUAGACGUGGGAACAAGAGCACUGGCGCAGGGCAUGUGAAAGAUAACCAUUCCGUAGCGGUGGACUCACAGAGCCUCGACCAUGAAUCAUCUGCAUUAUCCGCUGGCGUAAAGGAGGGCUUGGAGACUUCUGGAGGCAAAGGGGGUCAGAUUGGUGGUGCAUUUAGCGGACCAAGUUUUAUCUCGUCUGAGAGCAAUGAAGGGACCGACACAGAGCGGGAACCAAGCAGUAGAGAGGUGGCAUUGGAAGUCAGUGGGAUAAACUCGGGAGAUGAGAAAGAAGGACAUCAAAAGGAUGGUGUUAAUGCUAACAGGGAGCAGAAUGAGAAGCAGAAUAGUGUUCCAGCUCCUAAGACUUUUGUGGCCCUUGAAAUCUUAGACGAGGAGGAGGUCAAUGUUGCUGAAGGACUUGAACUAUAUGAAGAGCUUUUCCAUGGUUCCGAAGUCUUGCAGCUUCUUUCAUUUGCAAAUAAGCUUAGAUCUUCUGGUCAAAGAGGGGAGCUUCAAGGACAGACAUUUCUACCUUCGAAGAGGCCCAUGAAAGGUCGGGGAAGAGAAACACUCCAGUUAGGUAUCCCGAUCAUUGACAAACCUCUAGAAGAUGACAAUGAACCUGCGACAUCCAGAGACUGCAAGACGGAGCCUAUUCCUGAUGUGUUACAAGAUAUUGUUGAUCGUCUUUUUCAACUGCAGCUGAUUAGUGUAAAACCAGAUGCUUGUAUUGUUGACUUCUUCGAUGAGGGAGACCAUUCUCACCCUCAUACAUGCCCACCAUGGUUUGGCAGACCGUUAAGCAGUCUGUUCCUGACAAAAUGUAGCAUGGUUUUUGGCAGGGUGAUAAGCAUAGAACAUCCUGGUGACUACAGGGGUUCUCUUGAGCUUUCUCUGCAGGCAGGAGCUCUACUAGUUAUGAAAGGAAAGAGUGCAGAUUUUGCUAAGCGUGCAAUUCCUUCAAUUCGAAGUCAGCGUGUUAUUGUCACUUUCACCAAGGUUCAAUCAAAGAACAUGCUAUUUGCCGAUGGGCCACACCUAUCAUCUGCAGCAGCUAGGCCAAGGGGAGCAGCAUCUCCUCGGCUCCUGAGCAUGGUUCGACAUCCAGGUCCCAAGAACUAUGGUCGAGUUCCGUCAACAGGAGUUCUGCAUGUGCCUUCUGUUAGUCCACAGCAUCUGCCCACAAAUGACAUGCAGCCGAUCUUCUUAGGUGCACCUGCGGCGCGGUCAGUGCCUUACGCACCACCUCGAAUGACUGUACCUGAGGCCAGUACUACAGGACUGCCCUCAGCUGCAGUGGAGGCCGCGCAACCUAGAAUCCCGGCUUCUGGUACUGGAGUGUUCCUUCCACCGGCUGGGACUGGUCAACCACCACUGCAACAGCUAGAAGGUGAAGUUUGAGGUGAAGCCGAUUCACCGGUGGAAGUGAAGUGUGGAACCUGCAAAUCUACAGAGUUCAUUGACUAAUGGCCUGCUACCAGAGAGAUGUGAGAGUAAAUGUAAAGAGAAUUCUGAUUCAGGAGAGAAUGUCUAGGGCAAAACCGAGGGAUUGACUGGGAAGUGGACGGAUAUGGAGAAUUUAGCCUAUCUGGGUAUGGAAGAGAGUAAAGAGGAGAUGGAUGGUGUUGGUGAGACGAAGCUCACUGGCAAAGAUAAACGGGUCAUCUAAGUGAGGGAGAACUCAAGCAUUUGCCAACGCCAUUUUUUAGCGUUUACCUAGGGGUGCUUGCAGAACGCUGUAAUCUAUGAGUUUGGGGAGCGAAAGGGAAAUUGCAUAUAUAUAUAUAUAUA
Molecule: messenger RNA, 2718 nt
Organism: Nymphaea colorata (pocket water lily)
Lineage: Eukaryota; Viridiplantae; Streptophyta; Magnoliopsida; Nymphaeales; Nymphaeaceae
Product: RNA demethylase ALKBH10B-like
Exons: 8
Coding region: 511-2328 (605 amino acids)
Biological process (GO): mRNA catabolic process
Molecular function (GO): mRNA binding; demethylase activity
Source: RefSeq, a predicted model, not a curated record